AUGACGCCAAGUCAAGAAUUGUCAGAAUCUUUCCACAAUACGGAUAUUAAACUCACAGUCAACAAGUUAAGACGAAAACCGAGAUAUAGCCUUGGAAGAACAUCAGCAUUGUCAAUGGUACGUAGCAAUCCAAAACUCUCAUCAGCCGCACUUCGAAGCAAUCAACACUCGUCACAACUCACUAUAACUAAAAGAAGGCUAUGUAUAUUUUGCGCUCAAGAUCACUGGGAUAGCGAAUAUAUCCAACUGCUAAUAACAGUCAUAACAGCGAAAGAUGCAAAAUUAAAAAAAAAUGAUUUUAUUGCAAAGCCCUUCACAACAGUGCGUUAUGCGACAACAGAAAUACAACUUCAGCAAACAGUCUGCAAGGAUGAUCACGAAAAUCUUCAAAAUCCACAUAAAAAGGAUUCAGCUUCCCUCUAUGAUUCAAUUUACACUACUCGAACAAAUACAACUAAGGAAACUUUACUCUUAUGCAAGGAAGUAAAAGUUUUCAAUCCAACUCAGCCAAAACGACAAAAGAAGGCCUUAGCACUAUUUUACAUAGGUUCACAACUCUCCUUCAAUUCUCAGAAUUUUCAGAAUCAGACAAACAUUAUGAAAAUAACUCCAUUUGGAAUGAGCAAUCCAACACUUUGCCCCACGGCUUCUACGCAAUUGAGUGUGUGUGUUAAUGUAGUCGAACAUCUAACCAAUGAAUUGCAGGUCGUGGAUAUACCAAAAGAAAUUCAAUCUCAAAAAUUAAGAAAUCAUUGGGAGAAACCCGACAUAUUGAUUGGAGCCGAUUACUUCUUUAAGUUCAUUAAAUUGCAGAAUGUACAGGAAUUGAGUUCAGGUCAUAUGUUGAAAGGUUGGCCCCAUGAUAAUUUGGUAUGUACCGCUAAGGCUAAUAUUAAUUCAGAACUAGAAAGUUUUUGGAGAUUAGAAUCAAUAGGAAUUCAAGAGUCUCCAAAUGAUAAUGAUGAUGAAGAAAUUUUAAAAUGCUUUCAAAGAAUACUCACGAAAAAGGAUGGUCGUUAUCAUCAACAACUAUGGUUUAUGCCUGGGACGUUUAAAGAAUUUAAUCAAGAAAUUACAACUCAAAUCGCUUCUCCAGAAGUUCCAUAUAACGACGAAGUAGGUGUCAUACAUUAUCUUCCGCAUCAUGAAGUAAUAGUAUCUGAUGCCUCGGCUCAUCAAAAGGGAUAUAAAAGUCUCAACGGAGUUCUCCAAAGAGACCCGGUAAUGUUACCCGAUCUAGUAGGUAUGUUAUUCCGGUUUCGAACGAUGAAAUUAGUCAUAAUUGCUGACAUAGAAAAGGCUUUCCUACAAAUAGGAAAGAAAUUGUACAAGAUUUCUAUGGGUGAGGAAGUGUUAGAGGAGAACGUCAAAUCCUACCGAUUUACACGAGUACCGUUUGGGGUGAUAUCUUCACCGUCCCUAUUAGCAGCAAUCCUCAAAUAUUAUUUAGAUAAUACAGCAACUACUAUCAGAAUGGCCCAAAUAGAUAAAAGAAAUACCGAGAUUUAUAACAAAGAACACUGA
This is a messenger RNA of Dracunculus medinensis (Guinea worm), 1524 nucleotides long. NCBI's taxonomy places the organism in Eukaryota, Metazoa, Nematoda, Chromadorea, Rhabditida, Dracunculidae. The record is from the annotation of a GenBank genome assembly.